Molecule: messenger RNA, 2473 nt
Organism: Pristis pectinata (smalltooth sawfish)
Lineage: Eukaryota; Metazoa; Chordata; Chondrichthyes; Rhinopristiformes; Pristidae
Gene: syt17
Product: synaptotagmin XVII
Exons: 8
Coding region: 452-1615 (387 amino acids)
Biological process (GO): regulation of calcium ion-dependent exocytosis; calcium-ion regulated exocytosis; cellular response to calcium ion
Cellular component (GO): membrane
Molecular function (GO): calcium-dependent phospholipid binding; phosphatidylserine binding; syntaxin binding
Source: RefSeq, a predicted model, not a curated record
CAAGGUGGUUAAACGGGGAAAGUAGGGUGAAGAGGGAGAGGCGGCGGCGGUGGCGGCUUGUUGAAGAAUCUAAAAGUAAAAUCGGAAUGGCCAGUACUAUCACUCAUCCAAGUCACGUCUUUUUGAGAGCAGAGAGGGGAGACGCCAUGCGCAGGACGAGGUAUGAAGUAGUGAGACACUGAGCGAAGAUGGCGUAUAUACAGGACAGUUGGAACCAAUAAACCAGGGGUUUCUGUCCAGAAUAUCAGAUUUUCUUCUGUGCAGAUGGACUUGCAGGAAGUGUUGUCAAAAGUGCUAUGACUGCAGUUGCUGUCAGUCCAGUGAGGAUGAAGUGGAGAUUUUAGGACCGUUUCCUGCACAGACUCCGCCGUGGUUAAUAAAUGAUCGUAGCAAUGAUCGAGAAACAGAUGUCAAGAAUAUUAACAGUGAUCCUCCACCAAGUCCCCAAGGGAUGUCACCUGACAGAAAGAGUUCCUCAGGCACAUCACGAUCUACGUACAGCCUCACAAGACGGAUUUCAAAUCUCGAGUCCAUCAGGCGACCAAGCUCCCCUCUGGUUGAUAUCAAGCCUAUUGAGUUUUGGACAAUAGGAUCUAAGAAGGAAAUAGUGCAACCAAAGGUAUUCCGAAAGCCCACGUCCGAGGACUAUUUUCAAAAAUUCGAGCCUAGGCUCUACUCUGUUGAUUCAAGCAGUGAUGAUGUAGACUCUUUGACUGAUGAAGAAAUUCUGUCCAAAUAUCAGCUUGGCAUGCUUCAUUUCAGUACUCAGUAUGAUCUCCUACACAACCACUUGAUAGUGAGAGUGAUUGAAGCCAGAGAUCUCCCUCCCCCGAUCUCAUAUGAUGGUUCAAGACAAGAUAUGGCUCAUUCAAAUCCUUAUGUUAAGAUGUGCCUCUUACCAGAUCAGAAGAACUCAAGACAAACAGGUGUUAAACGCAAAACACAGAACCCAGUUUUUGAGGAGCGCUAUACAUUUGAAAUCCCAUUCUUGGAAGCUCAGAGGAGGACUCUCCUUUUAACAGUUGUGGAUUUUGAUAAGUUUUCACGCCAUUGUGUCAUUGGAAAAGUUGCAAUGCCCUUAAAUGAAGUAGACCUUGUGAAAGGUGGACAUUGGUGGAAAGCACUAAUUCCAAGCUCUCAGAAUGAAGUUGAACUAGGGGAACUAUUGAUCUCUCUUAAUUAUUUGCCAAGUGCGGGAAGACUAAAUGUGGAUAUUAUUAGAGCAAAACAACUCCUUCAGACAGAUAUGAGCCAAGGAUCAGAUCCAUUUGUUAAAGUUCAGCUGGUGCAUGGAUUGAAACUGGUAAAAACAAAAAGAACAUCUUGCAUGAAGGGCACCAUAGAUCCAUUCUACAAUGAAUCUUUCAGUUUUAAAGUUCAAUCAGAAGAAUUGGAAGAUAUCAGCUUAGUUUUUACAGUCUAUGGUCACAACAUGAAAAGCAGCAAUGAUUUUGUUGGUCGGAUUGUCAUUGGUCAGUACUCCACAGGUGCACCUGAGUCCAAUCACUGGCGUCGCCUUCUGAACCUACACCGGACCUCAUCUGAGCAAUGGCAUAGUCUGCGUUCACGUGCUGAGUGUGACCGUGUCUCCUCGGCAUCACUGGAAGUAACGUGAUGGAAUUCUCUCACCUACUCCCACCAGGUUGAAGCUUGCUGGUGUUACUACCGGAUGGAUAAAGAAAAGGCAGUAUUAGGUCACGCACCUUGGCAAAGAGAAAUAAAAGCUUCUUUGACUUGUAAUCUUAAAAGUAAAAACUAUGCGGCAUUAAACAAAUAUAUUAGUAAAUUAAUUUUGAAGUGCUAACAAAAUGAUUCGUAAUGGCCCAUAUUGUUAACAUGCUGUCAUAAGCCAGUAGUGCAAGAAAUAACUGAUUUAAGGUGAACUUGGCUGUCCCUAUUGUACGUUUAAAAAGAUCAGUGUGAGCUUUCUUGGUGUAAGUAGUGAAAUAGUUUAGAUUUGAAUUUUCUUGAUGGGGCUCAUAUUUGUGGAAGCCAUCAAUAGCUGAAGGAUUACUCUUACGUGGAUAUGACUAUAUUAUCUCCAGUGCUGUAUUUCUUUCCACCAUGCUUAUCAAUAAUCAGAGGCUGCUAUCGCUAGAUUAUUGAUAUGUUAGAUAGAUAUUUGAACACAUUAUUGUUGUAAUGAUGAGCUGAGAUUCAUAGAACUGUUGCAUAAAUUGUGCAGAGCAGCUGUGAGCACUUGUAUUCCUAAUGUCAGGACUUCCUGCUAUUAAUAUUUUGGUAGAAUAAUAUAUUGAUGCAACAUAUUUACAGAGUCUUGUGUGUUGGGUAUAUGAUAUUUGAGUCUUUAAUGAAAGAUGUAUGGAUAUAAUUCUAAUUAUACAGUCAGAAGGUUGCUAGUAAUAAACUAUUGACAUCUGUGUUUUAAUAGAUGCUUCAUUGCAAAUUUAGAGCAUAUUGUUUUGGUUCAGAGUAUAUAUUCCAAAUAAAGCAAAUGUAGAGAUGUAAUGCA